UUUUGGCUAAUGGUCUUUUUGUUUUAAAGAUUCGUGAUAAAAUUGAACAAGAACUGAAGGAACAAAGCACAGGCAUUGGGAUCGUGAAGAUCAAAUUUCCUGUUAAAGAACUUGACGACCUUAACUUACGGGAAAAAAUCCACAAUGCCUUCAAUGCUGAAAGAAUUGGUUUCGAACUAUUCAUCAAAGAUAAUAGUGGAGAAAAAGAAAUGAUUCAUACAAAACUCAGAAAUUCACUUGAGAAUCAAAAUCGAAAUUGGUGUACAAUUAAUAAUACCAUUUGUGUAGUCGGAAAUAGAGAUUUCAGACCUGAUGUUGGUGUGUGGUUUCAGCGACCAACACUUCCACAAAGGCGUAUGUCUAUCAUCUAUACUUGUCCACAUCCUAAUGUUUGGAUUGAGCAGAAUACGACUGGCAUUGAGUUUGUGGCAAUAGCUCUUCCCACUGGACUAAACCCCUUUCAUGCUAAUCCUAAUACUGGAAUUAGUACAACUCAUGCAACUAGUCAAC
Molecule: messenger RNA, 510 nt
Organism: Racocetra fulgida
Lineage: Eukaryota; Fungi; Glomeromycota; Glomeromycetes; Diversisporales; Gigasporaceae
Source: the annotation of a GenBank genome assembly